CCCUCCUCCCCUCCCCCCUCCACCCCCCUCCGCCUCCACUUCCUUGCCAUGUCCAACCCGUUUGACGCGUCGGGCGCCGACGACACAGCCCUCCUGUCCGCGGCCGCCACGCAGGGCGGUGCUUAUGGCACCUCGCACACCAGCGCCUACGACUCGGGCACCCCGUUCCCCAAUGCGUAUGACACGUCCAGCUCCGGUCAUGGCGGGUUUGCCCCCAUUGGCGGGGCCUAUGGCACCAGCGACAACACGGCAUCCAUGUAUGACAGCUCAUCGGACACGCCGGCCCCGGCGGCCGCUGCCGCGGCCACCAGCCAGCCAGUCGUCUCUGGGUCCACCCCGGCACCGAAUUGGCCGCCCUUCCGGCCGAUGAUCUACCACUCGAUUCAGGGCGACAUCCCGACCCCCUACCAGUCCCUGGCGAAGAAGGCCUACUUCUUGAACUUUGUCAUGCUCACGACCCUGGUGCUGAACUUCUUCGGUGGUAUUGCCAUUGUGGCUACCGGCAACAGCGUGUGGGAUCUGAUCUAUUCGGUGAUCUUCCUGCUGCUCGUCCCGCCGGGUGCCUUUUACCUGUGGUACCUGCGCGCAUAUCGCGCCCUGCAGCAUGACAGCGCCCUGCAGUUCUGGAUCUUCUUUGCGUCGGGCGUGGUGAACAUCGGCUUUGCCCUGUACGGUGUCCUGGGCCCCUACAAGACCGGCGCCGUGGGCAUCAUCAACAUGAUCCGGCUGUUCGACAGCGGGAAGAUCGGCGGCGGUGUGGUGGCCCUGCUGUCCACCGUCGGCUGGGUCUUCUGGUCCAUCCUCUCCUUCCUGAUUUUCACCUCCAUGCUGCGCCGCUACCGCGAGCGUGGCCACACCUUCCAGGAGGCCCGCAACCAGGCCAUGACCAAGGCCGCCACCAAUCCCGACGUCCAGAGCGCCGCCCUUACCGGUGCCACGGCCGCGGCCCAGAGCUACUAUGUCUAAAAGCAGGAGGGCCUGGCAGGGGCACUGAUCGUCCCCCCUCCCCCCUUCUCGAUGCGCAGAACGUCCCGGUGGUGAGCACCGUGCGCGCCCGCGUGCCCACUAUUUUUUGGGCAAGCCAAUAAAAACAAUCCCUCUGAUCGA
Molecule: messenger RNA, 1107 nt
Organism: Fonticula alba
Lineage: Eukaryota; Rotosphaerida; Fonticulaceae
Exons: 4
Coding region: 49-966 (305 amino acids)
Biological process (GO): protein transport
Cellular component (GO): recycling endosome membrane; trans-Golgi network membrane
Source: RefSeq, a predicted model, not a curated record